GCCACAGAACCACCUUCCAGGGAUGUAUAACUCAGACAUGAUCUGCUUUGCUGUGGGGAGUUUCUUAUGGUUCCCCCAAGUGAGAGGUGAGGAAGGCUGCCUCAACACUGAACUCUGUUCAGGUACAGAAUGGGACCGUCUGUGGUACAUCUGGCUGGUGCUGGUGGUCGGGGGGCUCCUGCUGCUGUGUGGGCUGGUCUCUGUCUGUGUGAGGUGCUGCUUCCAGUGCCACCAGACCGGGGACGAGUCGAGCCCUCAGCCCUACGAGGUCACCGUCAUCGCUUUUGACCACGACAGCACCCUCCAGAGCACCAUCACUUCUCUCCACUCAGUGUUUGGGCCAGCUGCCAGGAGGAUAUUAGCAGUGGCACACUCCCACAACGCUGCCCAGGGAACUCCUCCCCUGUCAGCCUCAGACACCCCUCCAGUGUAUGAAGAAGCUCUGCACAUGAGCAGGUUCACGGUCGCCAAGGCGGGGCAGAAGGUGCCAGACCUGGAUCCAGUGCCAGAGGAAAAACCUGCCGAGGGCAAGGAUGCCCAGCUAGCCCUCCCAGGACGCUGAUGUCUGGUUUUACUUGAUAGCAAAUAAAAAAGGAUAGUUGCAUGCAGAAGCUAAUUCAGGUGGGCAAGGUAUUAAGAAUUUCAGAUUAACUUCCUUAGUCAAUUGAGAAGGGGGGUGGGGGGGGAAGCGAGUAAAAUUCCAAAUAUUUCAGAUCUAGCAUAGUCUAAUGGCU
Messenger RNA from Catharus ustulatus (Swainson's thrush), 734 nucleotides. It is a transcript of the gene TMEM52B, whose product is annotated as transmembrane protein 52B. The record is from RefSeq and is a predicted model, not a curated record. The coding region runs from base 23 to 562 and encodes 179 amino acids. The transcript is spliced from 5 exons. Lineage: Eukaryota; Metazoa; Chordata; Aves; Passeriformes; Turdidae.